This is a messenger RNA of Linum tenue, 440 nucleotides long. The record is from the annotation of a GenBank genome assembly. NCBI's taxonomy places the organism in Eukaryota, Viridiplantae, Streptophyta, Magnoliopsida, Malpighiales, Linaceae.
UACUGAGUUUCAGAGGGAAGCAGAUCGAGCAAGAGAACGCGCGUGCUUCAGAGUUCAGACCCCAUCCCAUCCCUUCUCGCCGGCGGCCAUAGUUUUUCUCGUCUACCACGCGUAGCUCCCGCAUUAUCAAAGAUGUUUGACGACCAAGACCUCGGAUUUUUCGCCAAUUUCCUCGGCAUCUUCAUCUUCCUCCUGGUGAUUGCCUAUCACUACGUCGUUGCCGACCCGAAAUACGAAGGCAACAACUGAGAAUGGAGUGGUCUGGUUUUACUUGUAUCCUGUUUAGAUAAGAAGCUUUAUUAGAGAACACUAUACAGCAGUUUCCAAAACUUGUUCUUUGCUACCUAGAAUACAUCUGAACUUGUGAACUGUCCUGUAUCACUCGAUCACCAUUAUCCCAAUUAAUGCAGGAACACCAAUAGUUUCAAAACUUUCCAUUG